Molecule: messenger RNA, 540 nt
Organism: Ordospora colligata OC4
Lineage: Eukaryota; Fungi; Microsporidia; Ordosporidae
Product: RNA polymerase II transcriptional regulation
Exons: 1
Coding region: 1-540 (179 amino acids)
Biological process (GO): regulation of transcription by RNA polymerase II
Cellular component (GO): mediator complex; core mediator complex
Molecular function (GO): transcription coactivator activity
Source: RefSeq, a predicted model, not a curated record
AUGGAAGGAGGUGAGGAAAGCAUUAGCUUUGUAGAUCAACAGUUCCUCAGCUCAAGGCCACUUGAUGAGGGAAACAUCCUGGAAUACUUUUCUGGAUCGCCUUUCUAUGACAAGUCGUGCAACAACGAGAUAUUGAGAAUGCAAACACAAUUCAGAGGAUUGGAGUACAACAAAGCCACACUUUCGACAAUGGCAGGGAUUUUCUAUGAAGUCAUGAGCGUCAACACAGAAAAAACACUAUUCAUUAUAUCCAAAACAUACAAUCACAUAACACAUGUAGAGAUGCUCGGCAUUUACUACAUAAUGCAUGGAUAUGUAUACUCAGCACCUACAAACUAUUCUAUCUACAGGAGCAGAAUGACAGACUCCAUGUGGAUGCUGAACUCUUUCGUAAUCAAGAUGAUGGAAAAGAAGAAAUUCAAUCCAUUUUCAAUACAGAGAAAAAAACAGAGCACAAGUAAAAUUGAAGAUAACAGUAACCUUGGAUUUAUGAUGGAUGUAUUCAAUGAGUUCAGAAAAAGUCUUGAGCCAAAAAGAUAG